This is a messenger RNA of Setaria italica (foxtail millet), 609 nucleotides long. Its product is annotated as ethylene-responsive transcription factor ERF094. The transcript has a single exon. Gene Ontology annotation, molecular function: DNA-binding transcription factor activity; DNA binding. The record is from RefSeq and is a predicted model, not a curated record. The coding region runs from base 19 to 609 and encodes 196 amino acids. Lineage: Eukaryota; Viridiplantae; Streptophyta; Magnoliopsida; Poales; Poaceae. Gene Ontology annotation, biological process: regulation of DNA-templated transcription; ethylene-activated signaling pathway.
GACCAGUUCAGCGCCCUCAUGGGAGCCGCCACCAUCAGCUCCGGUGCUCCGACGACGACUUAUCAUCACGGCGGGGUAAUGGCUGCUGCAAAUGCCUUGCCGGCGAUGAUGCAGCAGGAGGCCGCGGAGGCGCCGACGCUGAUCGGGGUGCGGAGGCGGCCGUGGGGCAAGUACGCGGCGGAGAUACGGGACUCGACGCGCAACGGCGAGCGCGUGUGGAUCGGCACCUUCGACACCCCCGAGGCUGCCGCGCUCGCCUACGACCAGGCCGCCUACUCCAUGCGCGGCGCCGCCGCGGUGCUCAACUUCCCCGUCGAGCACGUGCAGGAGUCGCUCCGCGCGCUGGGGCUCACCGGCGCCGCCGGGGACGAUUCGCCGGUGCUGGCGCUCAAGCGACGCCACUGCAUCCGCAAGCGCGGGCCUAAGAACAAGCAGAAGCCGGCCGCCGGCAAGGAAGGGCAGCUACCAGCAGCGGCUAGAGAACAGAUGGCGGCGGCGACGGCUAGUCAUGGGCAUGGCAAGCAAAUGCAGGCAGCUUCUUGCGCGCUGGAGCUCGAGGACCUGGGGGCUGAGUACCUGGAGGAGCUUCUCGCCCUAUCUGACCAAUGA